Aphanomyces astaci is the source of this 636-nucleotide messenger RNA. RefSeq lists its product as hypothetical. The record is from RefSeq and is a predicted model, not a curated record. The transcript is spliced from 2 exons. Bases 1 to 636 code for a protein of 211 amino acids. NCBI's taxonomy places the organism in Eukaryota, Oomycota, Saprolegniomycetes, Saprolegniales, Verrucalvaceae.
AUGGAUGCGAGCGCUGUUGUCCAUUUGGCGCCGGUGUACAUUGUGCUCCCAACUCCAGAUGCGCCAACGUCUCCGUAUAUUGAGACCAACAGCAAGUUCUUUCCGUUCUUUUCAAAAUGUCGAAUGGUCAUCGACGGGACCCAUAUCCCGGUGUGGGUAACGAGAAGCCAAGCAGCAGCGUUUCAAGGCAGGAAGAGAAUCACUAUGAAUGUUCUUGCAGGCUGCAACUUUGACCUGCAGUUCACGUAUGUCCUGGCGGGCUGGGAAGGAACCGCGUGUGAUGGUAAAGUAUACGCCGAUGCGUUUGACAAGGGAUUGGCCAUGGAUGGCGACAAGUUCGAAAUCACCGACACUGGAUUUGGGCUGACCUUGAAGUGCCUCACGCCAUACCGAGGUACUCGUUACCAUUUGAAGGAGUACGGCAUUGGACGUCUCAAUCCCCAACGAAAAGAAGAGCUGUUCAACUUGCGUCAAGCUCAAUUGUGUAACUGCAUUCAACGCAUUUUCGGCAUCGUGAAGAUGAGAUUUCCCGUUCUGUCCCAUGGCGUCCGGUACGACUACAGCUUCCAAGUGGACCUUGUUCUUGCCCUUGUGCACAAUACACAACUUUAUUCGUACAUGCGGCAUCGAGUGUGA